UUUAUUUUUGGUCGCGUCCGCGGACAGUGCGGACAGUUUGUGGACGUUUGUGCCGCACGCAUUCCCGGAGGAGGUUAAGCGCGUUGACCAACGGGAAGUGAGUUACGCGAUACUUUCAGCAGAGUGUGCAGUGUGCAUCGCAAACACGUGGAUCGUGCGCUGGAAGUGAAACAAUAGUACACAAUCGAAACCGGUAGUUUGACCGUGAACCUCCCCAACAAACCGACACAUUGCGUGUAUGUGUGCGUGCGCGUUGUUUGCCUCUGUUGCUCCUUCGCUGGUGGUGAAAAGGUGAAGCGCGUGUUCGAAGCCCCUUAGCGGUGGUCUCAAGUAGAAAGAAUACCUUCGCAACAUAAACCAGAGAGCGCUGCAUCAACCAUUUGAGCAAAUGUGGAACAAAACGUUUUGGUUUUUCGUUGCGGUACGCGUUGCGUCAGUAUUUCUCGUUGCGAGCUGGUUCGUCCCCGAUGAGUACUGGCAGAGUCUCGAGGUGGCCCAUCAUCUCGCUUUUGGCUAUGGCCACAUGACCUGGGAAUGGACGGCAGGCAUUAGAAGUUACGUGUAUCCGGCAGUAUUUGCCGGAUUGUACAAACUGUUGGCCCUGCUUGGAUUAGACUCAGUGGAAUUGCUAACACUGUUGCCUCGCCUAUCGCAAGCAUGUCUCAGCGCGUACGCGGACUACCGAUUCCAUGUGUGGUGCAAUCGCACCAAAUGGUCCACGUUUUUGCUCGCUUCCUCCUGGUGCUGGUUCUAUGUAGGAUCGCGCACGCUGGCCAACACGCUGGAAACCUCCCUGGCCAUGAUUGCGCUCAGCUAUUUCCCUUGGCGCUCGGAAUGUACGCGGUUCUUGUGGCCGGUGGCAUUAUCGUGCUAUCUGCGACCGACUUCGGUCCUCCCGUGGGUACCGUUGUGUUUGUAUCACAUCAAAAAGUCUUCCCAUCCGACUUGGGAGCUGCUGCUGAAGCGGUAUCUGCUGAUUGGCCUGGUGACGGGUGCGCUUUGCGUGAGCGUGGAUAGUUACUUCCACGGGACGGUCGUCUUCACGUUCUACGAGUUCCUGAAGUACAACGUGCUGCAGGGUGUGGGAAGCUUCUACGGAGAGCAUCCAUGGUACUGGUAUGUGUAUGCCGGGUUGCCGACUCUGCUUGGAAUCUGCCUGCUGCCAUUCCUGCUGGCUUCGUACGAAACCGUACGCCAUCGUAAGGUGUACAAAGAGCGGGCCAUUCUGUUGCUGUCGGUGUUUUUCACGGUGGCGGUGUAUUCGUUACUGUCCCACAAAGAGUUCCGCUUCCUGCUUCCGGUGUUGCCGUUGUGUUUGUUCAUUACGGCGGAUUAUCUCGUUCGUUGGAGCCGUAAAGCUUCCAGUAAAUUGAUUUGGUUUACCGCACUGUUGAUCGUGUCGGUAAAUGGGUUGAUGGCGGGUUAUACCGGGCUUGUACAUCAGCGCGGCACGCUGGACGUGAUGCCUUACCUUGCUUCCACCGCAAAGGACUAUCGGGACGAGUUUAACAAUCCCGCGAAAAUGUUCUUCCUGAUGCCCUGUCAUUCGACACCGUUCUACAGCCACGUGCAUCAAAAUGUGACAAUGCGUUUCCUGCACUGCGAACCAAAUCUGACCGACCAGCAGAACUACCUCGACGAAGCGGAUCAGUUUUACGCUAAUCCGAUGAGCUGGAUACGCAAGAACUUGCCGGUGCAUCCGCUCAGCGCUUUACCUACGCAUGUCGUUGCGUUCGAUGUGCUCGAACCGCAGAUCAAAGAUUUCCUCUCGAUUUACCAGGAAAAAGCCUCGUUCUUCCACACCGACUAUCCGGCGGGACGUGUCGGAGGAUAUGUGAAGGUGUUUGAGCGAUUCGAUCGGAAUGCAGCAGCCGGCGCUAGUAGCACCACCACGACCACCCCAACGACCAGUGAUCCUUCCCUGGAAGACGAUUACGAACCUGAGUACAAUCCGUAAUAAUUCGGACCGGUUAGCACAAGCACAAUCAAACAUUAAUCGCACUGGUUUCUUAAAUUUUUUUGCUAAUUUUAUCAUAUUUCCCCUAACUAAAUUUGUCAAUCAUAACGCAAUGUUUGUGUUCUACGUGCAACGACUAGGUAGGAACCACAAACGUUUGUUUUGUAAUAGUAAUUUAAAAGCGGUUAGUUUAACGGCAAUCGCUCAUCAUACGGUGUGGCUAAAAAGUACAAAAUGUACUUUAAUUUUACGAUUUCUUAUGCAAUGUUUUGCGAAUUUGUGUAAUACUUAGCUUUUAAUUGAACGUAUGUAGGCUUCCUUUUACUGUGUCCCAACAUAGUUUUACAAAGUAGUUUGAUUGGAAUUGAGUUCCGUUGCGCGUUUUGCCCCCUUUCUGUAGCGGUGAGAGGAAUAGAGAGAUUAGAUGUUUGACUAUCACUGCCACACGUUUUACGAGUGAACAAUUAUAGAUUGCCCGCGUGUUCUGUCGACAGCGCAUAAUCGUCGCUGUCGCUUUAUGGUCAAUUAUAUUUUUCUAGGGAAUGUUGUGCAAACUUAAUAA
Anopheles moucheti is the source of this 2519-nucleotide messenger RNA. RefSeq names its product GPI mannosyltransferase 3 (gene PIG-B). The coding region runs from base 389 to 1957 and encodes 522 amino acids. The transcript is spliced from 3 exons. NCBI's taxonomy places the organism in Eukaryota, Metazoa, Arthropoda, Insecta, Diptera, Culicidae. Gene Ontology annotation, cellular component: endoplasmic reticulum membrane. Gene Ontology annotation, biological process: GPI anchor biosynthetic process. The record is from RefSeq and is a predicted model, not a curated record. Gene Ontology annotation, molecular function: alpha-1,2-mannosyltransferase activity.